This is a messenger RNA of Klebsormidium nitens, 1710 nucleotides long. The record is from the annotation of a GenBank genome assembly. NCBI's taxonomy places the organism in Eukaryota, Viridiplantae, Streptophyta, Klebsormidiophyceae, Klebsormidiales, Klebsormidiaceae.
AGCUGAGCCAUCUGAUCAGACGGCGCAGUAGACAGCACGUCGCCCAUGCUGGCCAGCCGCAGCGUUCAGCUGCAGCAUGGCCCCAACACACAUAUAGGAUACAAGGCUUGAGGCGCAGGUAGUCCGUCAUCCUAGUCCCGCAGGAACUCGCAAUGCAGCAGUUUCCUUCUCAUGCAACUGCACCAAGCAGUUGCCGAGCACCCUCAUUGUCAAUGCACAUGCAUAUGUUGAAGCACUGAUCACCUCCAUUGGCUACAGCCAGCUACAUGCAGGCGUCACAUGUUGGUAGCUGCGGUCAGGUAAUCAGGCUCUUCAGUAGAAGGUCAUAUUUAGACGUCUUUCUAGGGCCAGGGUGCAAUACUAGAACCUUGGUGAGGACCAGCUCUGGAAGAGUUGUGUGCAUGAGCACAAUGAAAGUGUUUGUGACAGGCGCGUCUGGGUUCAUUGGGACGCAGCUGACCCCCUUCCUCAGGUACCAUGGGGACUCGGUGGUGGCCCUGUCGCGCAGCUCGGCUGCCGAUGAGAAGAUCAGGAAGGCCAGCGAUGUGGUCCCCACCAAAGGCCUGCCACCAAACGGCAAGCGGCCGGAGGUGGGGACUGUUGAGAUUGUGCGAGGGGACUUGACAGCGGAAGAUGUGCUUAAAAAAGGCAUGCAGGGGUGUGACGUCGUCAUUCACGCUGCCGCCAAGAUCGACGGCUGGGGCCCCUACUCUGAUUUCCAAAAGAUUACGGUGGAGGGCACCAGGAACACUCUGGCGGCGGCAAGGGCUGCGGGGGUGGCCCAGUUCGUGUUCAUCAGCUCGGAAGCAGUCCUGGUCAAGGCCGAUGGUUCCAUUGGGUCGGUGGACGAGACCACCCCCGUGGAUCCUCCCCCCUGGGCCCCCUACUCCCGGAGCAAAGCCGAGGCGGAGAAGCUCGUGCUGCAGGCCAACUCGCCGCCCGACUUUGAAACGGUGGUGGUGCGACCGCGCUUUGUGUGGGGCCGGGGCGACAGCGUGAUGCGGCCGACGCUGACGCAGCAGUUCAACGACGGGUCGUGGCGCUGGAUCACGCCCCUCGCCGUCUCCUCCACCAGCCACGUCAUCAACGUCUGCCACGCGCUGCGCCUGGCGGCACAGGCACGGGGCAGAGGCGGGCAGGUAUACUUCGUGACGGACGGCCCUCCCCGGCUGCUCAAGGACUUUUUGCUGCAGUACGUGGCCUCUCAGCCGGGCGUGAAGCAGCCCACGGCGACCGUGCCCUUCUGGCUGCUCUGGUACCGCGAGUCCGCCCUGGAAAACGUGCCGCUGCUAGGAUACGGAGUCACGAGGGAACCGCUGAUCGGCCGGCAGGACCUGGCGCUCAUCGGACGGGACGUUCGGAUAGACGACUCCAAGAUCCGGAGGGAGCUUGGGUACGAGCCGGUCGUGAGCGUUGAGGAGGGCGUCGAGGAUGCGAAUGCGUAGCUCGCAACUCGGAUGCCUUGAAAAGUGAUAAUGUGAAAAUCGGUUGAUGGUUUACAAGCCCACUGUACCAGUAUCUAAGGAAAGAAAAGAUCCUUCACCUAUUGAAGCUGGACGUUGCUUCCAAUAUAACCUUCAUCCUGGCGGUGUACAGCAUAGGGCAAGGACGGCUGCAAGCAAAGUCUGCUAGUCUGUUCUUAGUUUGUCUCAUGUGAUCCUGACGCGACUGAGUACAUCGUCAUAUGAAACCUACAAAAGCGUACAGAGU